AUGACGGCAAUUGAGAGCUUCGACAGCAUCUACCUUGACCUCUCCAAGGAGAGCGGCAAGUGCAGAUUCGCAGAGACGGGCUUUGGCUGGAAACCGGCCGGCGGCGGCGACACCUUCACCCUGGACCACAGCAACAUUGGCGGCGCGCAAUGGAGCCGUGCAUCCAAGGGCUACGAGGUGCGCAUCCUGCAGCGCAGCUCGGGCAUCAUCCAGCUCGACGGUUUCCACCAGGAGGACUACGACCGCCUCAGCAAAGUCUUCAAGAACUGGUACAGCACCGUCCUCGAGAACAAGGAGCACGCCCUGCGCGGCUGGAACUGGGGCAAGGCCGAGUUCUCAAAGGCCGAGCUCACCUUCAACGUCCAGAACAAGCCCGCCUUUGAGCUGCCCUACUCGGAAAUUGGCAACACCAACCUCGCCGGCCGCAACGAGGUCGCCGUCGAGAUGUCGCUGCCGCAGGACGCCAACGACACCGGCACGGCAGGCCAGGGCGGCGCCCGUGGAAAGGGGAAAAAGGCCGGCGCCGGCCGUGACCAGCUCGUCGAGAUGCGCUUCUACAUCCCCGGUACCACGACCAAGAAGGAGGCUGAGGGUGGCGAGGACGCCGCGAGCGACGAUGGCGAGGAACAAAAUGCCGCCACCCUCUUCUACGAGACCCUCAUUGAAAAGGCAGAGAUCGGCGAGAUGGCCGGCGAUACCAUCGCCACCUUCCUCGAUGUCCUGCAUCUUACCCCCAGAGGUCGCUUCGAUAUUGACAUGUACGAGGCCUCGUUUCGCCUCCGCGGCAAGACGUACGACUACAAGAUACAGUAUGACGCCAUCAAGAAGUUCAUGGUCCUCCCCAAGCCCGACGACAUGCACUGCAUGCUCUGCAUCGGCUUGGAUCCUCCCCUGCGCCAGGGCCAGACCCGCUAUCCCUUUGUCGUGAUGCAAUUCAAGAAGGAUGAGGAGGUGACUAUCGACCUCAACUUCGACGAGGCCGAGCUGCAGAGCAAGUACAAGGACAAGCUGGAGGCCCACUACGAAGAGCCCCUGCACCACGUCGUGGCCAAGAUCUUUCGCGGCCUCGCCAACAAGAAGAUUUCUUCUCCGGCAAAGGACUUCAUCACCCAUCGGAGCCAGUACGGCAUCAAGUGCUCCAUUAAGGCCAGUGAGGGUUUCCUGUACUGCCUGGAAAAGGCCUUCAUGUUCGUCCCCAAGCCCGCCACGUACAUUGCCUACGAGCAGACGCAGUCCGUCACCUUUUCCCGCGUCGGCGGCGCUGUGUCCACCCUGUCGACCUUUGACAUCACCGUCGUCUUGAAGAACGGCGCCGGGUCCUCGCAAUUUAGUAACAUCAACCGCGAGGACCUCAAGGCCCUCGAGGCCUUCUUCAAGCUUAAGGGCCUGCGCGUCAAAAACGAGAUCGACGAGGACGCAAACAUGCUCGCCGCCGCCCUGCGCGAGCAGGACAUGGACGAGUCGGACGACGAGGUGGUGGCCGGCGCCAACGCCGACCGCGGCUCGGCCGACGAGGACGAGGAGAGCGUCGACGAGGACUUCCAGGCCGACAGCGAGAGCGACGUAGCCGAGGAGUACGACAGCGCCCACGACAGCUCCGGCUCCGGCUCCGGCAGCGACGCCGAGAGCGGCGUCGACGAGGCCGGUGCCAAGGGCGCGGACAAACAGGACGAGCGGCCGAAGAAGAAGAAGAAGACGGGCUGA
Messenger RNA from Hirsutella rhossiliensis, 1704 nucleotides. RefSeq names its product structure-specific recognition protein (SSRP1) domain-containing protein. The record is from RefSeq and is a predicted model, not a curated record. Gene Ontology annotation, cellular component: FACT complex; nucleus. The transcript is spliced from 4 exons. Gene Ontology annotation, molecular function: histone binding; DNA binding; nucleosome binding. Lineage: Eukaryota; Fungi; Ascomycota; Sordariomycetes; Hypocreales; Ophiocordycipitaceae. The coding region runs from base 1 to 1704 and encodes 567 amino acids.